CAUCUAAGCAUAUUGCCUUUCAAGUUAAAUCAAGGAGAAGAUAGGAUAUCAAAGAAAAUGGCUAAUCUAGAAGACCAUUAUAACUUCAGAUCUAAGGCUAGAAAAAAUGGUGUCCUGCUGCACCAUGGUCAAGAAAAAGGAGUAAUGUGUGAAGGUGAGACUACAGCCAUCUUACAAUGGAAGGAACUGUCAACAGUUAUAUAAGCAGGUCAUAUUCUACAUCUUCUACAAAUUUCCUUGGAGCACACAGUGGCCAUACAGAGAUGUGAAAUCUCUAGGCGGUAUGACAUCAAAGAUCCCUCCAAACUCCUGAACAACAAAAACAAUUCCUGUUUUGCUAUGGAUAGCGAGCCCUUUCUAGGGCUAGCUGCUUGUUUCAGGGAGAAAACACAAACCUGAUAUGCAUCAUUAGAAGGUAUGCCAACCUCCAUGGCUCGCUUUUCAGUGAUCAUACAUGCAACAAGAGGAGACAAACAGAUCCGCAAAGAAUUGUUGAUAUGAAAUGUUGGAACAGAGAGAUAACCAAGAACUUUUCACGAAAAUGGCCAACAUUCAAAUCAGUCAGGAAAAUUUGCCAGAUCAUUGGAAGCAACAGAAAAAUCAUUGCAAGCAACAUGGGGCUAGCUGAAUGCUACAAUUUUGAUAAGAUGAUUUACCAGAAAGUUAGUGAAGUGGUGAAAAGAACUGGUUAGUAUGACUAAUUGGAUUUUAACUCAAAAGGCUUCUGUUAGAUGAUGGUACCAACUUCUUGUUAUAUAUGGUUCGAAAUAUUUCUCUUCCUUUCUGAUGUUGAUUGGAGCCUUUAAUGAAUGUUGUCUACUCGGAAUGGUUUGGCAGAAAACUUGCAUCAUAUUUGAAUGCAAUGUUUUCCUUCUUGGGCAACACUGGCGUCUAUCACCAAAGAGGGACUGCAUUCCAGAAGGAAAAACAAAUAAUUGCUGGACAGAGUAGUCUUAAAUAAUAAGAUGCCCCUUUAGAUGUAUAGUAUAUUGUGGAGUGUGGACCAACGACUUUUGUGUACUUAUAUCCAAAACUCAUGUGAGUCGAUGCAGGAAGAUUUGUUUUUUUGGGCCAAGGGCUCGAACCGAGACCCAGGUGCCUACAUACCAUACUACUUGUUUUACCUUGUGGCUGGGGAGUGGAUGCGAGAAGAUUGAAUAGAACUUUUGAGGGAUU
Messenger RNA from Rubroshorea leprosula, 1176 nucleotides. The record is from the annotation of a GenBank genome assembly. NCBI's taxonomy places the organism in Eukaryota, Viridiplantae, Streptophyta, Magnoliopsida, Malvales, Dipterocarpaceae.